This is a messenger RNA of Sphenostylis stenocarpa, 3642 nucleotides long. The record is from the annotation of a GenBank genome assembly. NCBI's taxonomy places the organism in Eukaryota, Viridiplantae, Streptophyta, Magnoliopsida, Fabales, Fabaceae.
AUGUUCACGCCGCAGAGAAAGGCGUGGCCGAAUGCUGCGGUGCCGUUCACGCCGCACCGAGGCGGUGCUGCUACGGUUUCCGCUUCUGCGAAGGGAAAGGCCAUCGCCGAUGGUCCUCCUCCACCGCCGUUGGGGUCUCUCACCGAAACCACCGUACCGGUGGGGUCCGACACGGGGAACGCCGAGGACUGGAAGCGGUUCAUGGAGCUAGGGCUGUUGGAUGAAACUGUGAUGCAAAGGAAGGACCACGAAGCACUCGUGGAGGAAUUGUCGAGGCUCAAAAGAGAGCUUUUUGACUACCAAUACAACAUGGGCCUGCUAUUGAUAGAGCAGAAAAAAUGGAGUUCAAAGUUUGAUCAUCUGAGGCAACAACUAGCUGAAACUGAGGAGAUUCUAAAACGAGAACAGUCAGCACAUUUAAUUGCACUAGAUGAAGUUGAGAAGCGAGAAGAAAAUUUGAGGAAAGCAUUAAACACAGAGAGGCAAUGUGGGGCUGAUCUAGAGAGAGCUUUGCGUGCAAUGCAAGAAGAGCAUGCCCAAGUCCAGUCUUCCUCCCAUACAAAGCUAGCUGAAGCUAGUGCAUUGGUUGAUGGAAUUGAAGAGAAGUCUUCAGUGGUUGACAAGAAACUGCUUGAGGCAGACACUAAGCUUGCUGAGGUAAACAGAAAAAGUGCAGAGCUGGAUAUGAAAUUGCGAGAGUUGGAGGCUCGGGAAAGCUUGCUUCAAAAGGAGCGUUUGUCUUUAGCUACGGAUCGAGAAUCAUUCGAGGCAACAUUCUAUAAACAAAGGGAAGAUUUGAAGGAGUGGGAAAGGAAGCUACAACAAAGAGAAAUUAUGCUAUGUGAUGGUAGGAAAAAUAUCAUUGAGAAAGAAGAAAAGUUAGUUGAAACUGAGAAGAACCUUAAGCAGAAAGAAAGAGACCUGGAAGUGUUGGAGAAUAAAAUUGAUUCGUCUAAUUCUUUAUUGAAAGAGAAGGAAGCUGAGAAUAUUAAAAGAGUAGCAAAUUUAAAUGUGGAAGAGAAGAAAGUGGAUUCUUUGAAGAGCACCCUGGAGGUGAAAAAGAAAGAAUUGCUUGCACUUGAACUAAAACUUAGUGCCAGAGAAAGAGAGGGGAUCCAGAAGCUCCUUGAUGAACAGAAGGCUACACUGGAUUUGAAGUUACAGCAGGUUGAACUUGAAAUGGAACACAAGCAGGAAUCCCUUGUUGAGGAAUUUAGAAGCAAGGAGGAAGUCUUGGAGCAGAGGGAGGUUGAAGUCAACCAUAGGGAAAUAAAAGUUGGAAAAGAAGAGCAGGCCUUGAGUAAGAAGGCUGAGAGGAUAAAGGAACAAAGUAAGGAGAUUGAAACAAAGUUGAAAUCUUUAAAGGAGAAAGAAAAGACUAUGAAAAUCAGAGAGAAAGAAUUAGAGAAGGAAAACCAACAACUGCUUGCUGAUCGAGAUAGCCUUGAGAACUUAAAUUCUGAACUUCAGAAGAUAAAAGCUGAGAUUUCUCAGCAGGAGCUGCAAAUAUGCCAAGAGGCUGAGAAUUUGAAGCUUAUUGAAAGUGAUAGGUUAGAGCAUUCUCGGUUGCAAUUGGAACUAAAGCAGGAGAUAGAGCAUACUAGAUUGCAGAAGGACUGUCUUAUGAAGGAAGCUGAGAACUUAAGGGAGGAGAGACAGAGGUUUGAGAAAGAGUGGGAAGUACUGGAUGAAAAGAGAACAGAAAUUACUAAGAAGCAGCAUGAUAUUGAUGUGGAGAAAGAAAGCUUAAGAAAACUUCAGAACAGUGAAGAAGAAAGGUUGAAAAGUGAGAAACAACGAAUGCAAGAACAUAUAAAGAAAGAGCUGGAGAAGCUUGAAUUGGAGAAGGAAUCAUAUAGAGAUUCCAUGAAUCAAGAGAAACUUAUUUUGUCUGAAAAGGUGAAAAAUGAGAAGGCUCAAAUACUUCAAGAUUUUGAAUCGAAGACAAGGAAUCUUGAGAAUGAAAUUCAGAAAAGACAAGAAGAAAUGGAGAAAGAUUUGCAAGAAAGGGAGAGAAAAUUUCAGGACGAGAUGCGAAGAGAACUUGAUAGUAUUAAUGUUUUGAAGGAUGCUACUGAGAAGGAAUGGGAAGAAGCUAAGGCUGAAGGAAUUAGAUUAGAAAAUGAGAGGAAGGAACUUGAGUUGAACAAGCAGCAGCUGCGGUCAGGCCAGCAUGAGAUGCGUGAAGAUUCUGAAAUGCUUAUGAAUCUCAGUCAGAAGGUUAAGAAAGAACGUCAACGCCUUGUGGCUGAAAGAAAACAUUUUCUUGAACUUGUUGAGAAUCUAAGGAGUUGCAAGGGCUGCGGUGAAGUUGUUGGGAACUUUGUAGUAUCUGAUAUUCAAUUACCUGACAUUAAGGAAAGGGUGGCCAUUCCCUCACCCAUAUCCCCUGUUCUGAAUUAUAAGUCUCCUAAGAACUCCCAGGAUAUUGUAGCUGCUUCUGACGUUAACUAUUCUGGAUCUAUAAAGCCAGUGUCUUGGCUCCGUAAAUGCACAUCCAAGAUUUUCAAAUUGUCCCCAAGUAAAAGAGCUGAAGCUGUUAGUGCUUCAGGGACAUCACCACUGUCAGAUGUGAAUCUUAGUGUAGGAAAAGCAGAUGAGCCUGCAUCUCUUCAUAAUGUAGAAGGAGCUAGACUUAUUCUUGAUGAACAUCAACCAGCUGGUGGGAUGGCAUAUCACUUCACAGAUACUCCACACCUCCAAUCUGAUAACAUCGAUAAAGAGGUUGGUGAUGAAUACUCUCUAUCCAUAGGUGAUCAUAGCCAGGUAGAGAGUCUGGUUGAUGGAGAUCUAGGUGAUUCUCAGCAGUCUGUUCCAAAGCUUCGUCGGGGAAGACCUCGGAGGAAAAAUAAAUCUGGAAUUGCUAGAACACGGUCAGUAAAGACUGUUGUUGAAGAGGCCAGAGAGUUCCUAGGAAAAGCCCCAAAGAAAUUAGAAAAUGCAAGUUUGCAGUCUCUGAAUACUGAUAAUAUAAAAGAGGACAGUCGAGAAGACUCUAGUCAUAUUGAGAAAGCCAUUGGUAACACUGGAAGGAAGCGUCAAUGGGCACAAACUUCUAGGGUUACAGAAAGUGAGCAGAAUGCUGGUGAUAGUGAUGGACAAUCAGAGAGUAUUACAGCUGGUGGGCGCAGGAAGAAGAGGCAAACAGUUGCUCCACCUCCCCAAGUUACUGGGGAGAGGCGAUACAAUCUCAGACGGCAUAAGACUGUGAGCAAAGAUUCAUCAACACAGAACUUACCAAAUGCAGCAAAGAUUAUGGAGAAGGAAGGUGAUGGUGAUAAUAAACUGGAGGGGCAGAGGAGCCCUGAAGUUGUUGAAACUUCAUUAGCAGCAGCUGAUGACAAUGUACCAGACACAAGUUUGGUGCAGGUCUCGACAGUGAAGACUGUGGAGGUCUCAGAUGAAGGAGUUGCAAGGCUUGAAGUACCAAGAGUUAUUGUUGAUGACAAUGGUGCUGCAACUGACUCUCUGAAUCGUGUGGAGGAAAAUGGUACACCAGAGUAUGGAGAAGAAGAUGGCAGCAUACUCCAUGAAGUUGAAAAUGAUGAUGAUGACGAGGGAGAUGAGGAGGAGGAUGAAGAUGACGAACAUCCGGGUGAGGUGUCCAUCGGAAAGAAGAUCUUCAGAUUUUUUACAACGUGA